ACCAGAAAAGUCGGCUGAGGUUGCCGCGUCUUCAAUUCCUGGAUUACUGCUACUUGCAAAUAUCAUUUGUUCACGUCUACCCGAUCUACUCAUCUACUUUUACCUUCUCUGCUCUCUUCUUUUAAUUCAUGUUUAAUUUAUUGGACUAAUCCGCUCCAAUGACUACGAGAGCUCGCAGCUGCUCGCAGCUCCUGCUCUCAGGUCGACCAGUCCCUCCGACAUCGAUAUGCCCUCAAUGCCGGCACCACAACAUCCUUUACACCACGGCCAGUUCGACGCAAUUACGCAAAUACCAUCCCAGCCGCCGACGAAAUGUCUCGCCCAUUGGCGCCGCCGUGUCCGCUGCCCAGAACCUGUUCACCAAGGGCUUCCCCAAAGCUCCUCCCGGUGUGUCGGUCGACCCAUUACGCAUCGUGGGCAAGGAAUUGAAGUUCCUCAGCAAUAAUAUCCGCAACCUGCUGGGGUCAGGCCACCCCAUGCUCGACAAGGUCGCUAAAUACUACACCUGGAGCGAAGGAAAGCACGUCCGGCCGCUCCUCGUGCUGCUCAUGUCCCAAGCCACUGCGCCCACCCGGGACACCUCUCGCUCUCCACCCUCCACCCAAUCCUACAUCAGCCAGCCGAUCAGCUCGCCUCUCGUCCUCGCCGACGCAAACCCAGAUACAAGCCCACUGACCGCGCCAGCAGCCGACCUUGAAGGCGUGUUUGGCGAAGACCCCAACAUCCUCCCCGCUCAGCGCCGCCUGGCCGAAAUCACCGAACUCAUCCACACGGCGUCCCUGCUGCACGACGACGUAAUCGACAACGCCGUCACCCGCCGCUCCUCGAGCUCCGCCAACAUGCAGUUCGGCAACAAAAUGGCCGUUCUGGCGGGUGAUUUCCUGCUUGGUCGUGCCUCUGUUGCUCUCGCUCGUUUGCGUAAUCCUGAAGUUAUUGAAUUGUUAGCCACCGUGAUUGCGAAUCUCGUCGAGGGCGAGUUUAUGCAGCUGAAAAACACGGCAGCGAACGAGACAUACCCCGUGUUUACAGACGAUACCAUCUCGUACUACCUGCAAAAGACAUACCUCAAGACCGCUAGCUUGAUCAGUAAAUCAUGCCGUGCGGCGGCCUUGCUCGGUGAGCACACGCCUGAGACAGUGGAAGCGGCGUAUUUGUAUGGCCGGAACUUGGGAUUGGCGUUUCAGCUGGUUGACGAUAUGCUGGAUUAUACCGUUACCUCGACGGAGUUUGGCAAACCCGCUGGCGCAGAUCUGGAGCUUGGCCUGGCCACGGCGCCGUUGUUGUUUGCGUGGAAAAGAAAUCCCGAGUUGGGCGCGCUGGUGGGGAGAAAGUUUGGUCAGGAUGGGGAUGUAGAGAGGGCCCGCCAUCUUGUCUCCCAGAGCGACGGCGUCGAGCAGACUCGCCUCCUGGCGCAAGAAUACGCCGAUAAAGCCGUCGAGGCAAUACAGAUCUUUCCUGAUAGUGAGGCGAAGAAUGGGCUAAUUGAGAUGUGCAAGAAGACAAUGAACAGGCGGAAAUAACCAACACCACUAACCACACCAACUACUACAUGUACCGAUAUGAUGAGUAAGAGAUAUCACCGCGAUAUACACUCAUUCACUCAUUCACUCUUACGGCCGCUGUGUUGCGUGCAUUUAUCACUGACCACGAGGUCACGGAGUCGCGGGUUGAUUAUCAAUUGACAUGUAUUUUAUUAUUCAUGUAUUACCAGCUCAACAAUACAACAAUAGAAUAGACCUCCCCCUC
This is a messenger RNA of Talaromyces proteolyticus, 1746 nucleotides long. Its product is annotated as putative hexaprenyl pyrophosphate synthetase Coq1. The record is from RefSeq and is a predicted model, not a curated record. Gene Ontology annotation, cellular component: transferase complex. Gene Ontology annotation, biological process: ubiquinone biosynthetic process; isoprenoid biosynthetic process. NCBI's taxonomy places the organism in Eukaryota, Fungi, Ascomycota, Eurotiomycetes, Eurotiales, Trichocomaceae. The transcript has 2 exons. Gene Ontology annotation, molecular function: prenyltransferase activity. Bases 159 to 1520 code for a protein of 453 amino acids.